AUGGGAAAGGGUUUUCCCUUCCUCCUGCUGCUCCUGCUGUGGGCAGAGGGCCCGGACCCCUCGUCCUCAGCCCUGAGGUUCCGCUACGAGUGCGGGGAGCUGGGGAUGCAGCUCCUGGCUCAUCCCCCCCCCGGCCGCUCCCUCCGCUUCAGGGUCAUGGAUGAAUUUGGGACCCUCUUCGACGUGGCCAACUGCUCCAUCUGCCUCCACUGGCUGAGCAGCGGGACGGACGGCGAGGACCGGUACGUGCUGAGGGUGCAGCUGGAGGAGAGGUUCCCCAGUGGGCUCCUGGCAGCCUCCUACCCUGUCAACAUGACGUGCCCACUGCCAGAGGACCACAAGCUCAUGGAGCCCAGGGUUGGCAGGGGCAACGGUGCCCACCAGAGCCAGGCUGAUGUCCGUGUCCCCCUGGCCCAGCCAGGCCUCCUGCACCACGUGUCCCAGUCUGUGCUCACCCACCCGGGACCCCAGCUGGUUCCUCGAGCCCCCUCGGAGCAGGUUCACCCCGUGGCUCAGACCCAGCCAGCCCUGGUGCACCCGGGGCUUCAGACCCAAUCUGGUCUUCUUCUCCCAGGGGUUCAGAACCAAAACCAGCCUGGUUUGGUGCACCGUGGAGCUUCAACCCAGCCAGGUCUUCUUGCAGGGGUUCAGACCCCAAACCAGCCUGGCUGGUUGAACUCCAGAGUUCAAACCCAACAGGGGCUCCUUCACUCAGGGGCCCAGACUCCAAACCAACCUGCCUUGGGGCACCGUGGAACUCAAACUCAACCAGGACUUCAUCACCUUGGAGUUCAGACCCCAAACCAACCCGGUUUGGGGCACCGUGGAACUCAAACUCAACCAGGACUUCAUCUCCAGAGGGUUCAGACCCAAAACCAGCCUGGUUUGGGCCACCGUGGAGGUCAAACUCGGCCAGGGCUUCAUCACCUUGGGGUGCAGACCCCAAACCAGCCCAGUUCAGGGCACCAUGGAGCUCAAACCCAACCAGGGCUUUACGUGGGGGUUCAGACCCAAAACCAGCCUGCCUUGGUGCACCACAGAGCCCAAACUCAACCAGGGCUUCAUCACCUUGGGGUUCAGACCCAAAACCAGCCUGGCUGGGCACACCGUGGACCUCAGACCCAACCAGGACUUCAAACCCAAAACCAGCCUGGCUUGGUGCACCGUGGACCUCAGACACAACCAGGACUUCAAACCCAAAACCAGCCUGGCUGGGCACACAAUGGAGCUCAAACCCAACCAGGACUUCAUCACCCAGGGGUUCAGCCCCCAAACCAGCCCAGCUCUGUGCACACCAGUGUCUACUCUGGCUGGGCACACUCCAGUGCUCAGCACCAGGCAGGUUUGGCACAGACAGGACCCCAACCCCAAAACCAGCCAGGUUUCACUCGCCCCAACCUUCAGACCCACUCCCAAACUGGUCUCCUCCAUCCAGUUCUGCAGAGCCAAGCUGGGCUGGGCCAUGCCAGGGGUCCAACACGCCCAGGGCUCCAGUCUAGACCAGGUUUCAUCCGUCCUGGACCACUUGAAGCUCAGCUCCAACCAGGUUUGGUGCCUCCAGGACUUCAACACCAGCCCAGCCUCUUGCAAUCCACUGCUCUCUUCUACCCCUCAGCAGGGGCAGGUAAGGUGAUCGAGGACCAGCUGAUCUAUGAGAACCAACUCAUCUCCACCCUCGACGUCCAGGGCUCCCCCCGUGGCUCCAUCACACGGGACAGCAUCUACAUGGAAGGUGCCCCCCCGUUGAAGCCAUGGGGGGUGUACAUCUCCUGCAGUGCCUCAGUGUGUCACCUGGCCCAGCCCGAGCCCUGCCAGCCCUCCUGCCAGCUGGGGGUGCCCUCCCGAGCACGUCGGUCCCCAGAGGACAGGACAGCUGAAGCUGGGGGCAGGGUGACCUCCCAGGGACCUGUUGUCACCUCCCAGGGACACAAGGUGACCUCCCAGGAACCCAUUGUCACCUCCCAGGGACCUAUUGUCUUCCCCAAGGUCCCCAGGCUGCAGAGAGGCUGA
Chaetura pelagica (chimney swift) is the source of this 2010-nucleotide messenger RNA. It is a transcript of the gene ZP1, whose product is annotated as zona pellucida glycoprotein 1 (sperm receptor). The coding region runs from base 1 to 2010 and encodes 669 amino acids. Gene Ontology annotation, molecular function: acrosin binding; structural constituent of egg coat. The transcript has 7 exons. Lineage: Eukaryota; Metazoa; Chordata; Aves; Apodiformes; Apodidae. Gene Ontology annotation, cellular component: egg coat. The record is from RefSeq and is a predicted model, not a curated record. Gene Ontology annotation, biological process: prevention of polyspermy; binding of sperm to zona pellucida.